UUUUUGAAACAAACAAAAAAAAUUUGCCUCCAAAAAUUUCGCUCCAAAUUCAUCCCAUUAUUAAAGGAGGAGAUACACUAGGCUGAUGCUGAAAAAACAGGACUUAUAUGAAACCCUCGUCCAAACGAAUUCAAGUUAUUUAAUUUAUUGGUGUAUUUUGUUAUUUUAAAAAAGGAAACUUUUUUGCGUUGUGCAACCACUUUAGCAUCCUAGCGCCAGAAACACGAUCACGAGAACUUUUCCGAGUUGCCCUAGCCGCGAUCUCCUCAACCCAUCACUGUCUCUCCUCUCUACCGCAGUCUACUCCGGGUAUAGUCAUCGUUCUCCACCGCACUGUACUCUCUGAGUCUUUUAGUGCAGAUGACUGAAAAGAUUCGCGGUUCAUUUCCGGCUUCCAAAGAUAGUGGAAUUGAUUAUGAUUGGGACAUAGCUGGUGAGGUUAGAGAAAUGGAGAAAAUUGAUGUUAGAGCUAAUUCAAAAACCUCAAGGAAAAAGGUCAUCGGAUUGGAUGAUCUUUUGAGUGACUACUACAAAGAGAAAGAUAAACUCAAUGAGAGGGAAGCUAAACGGGCAAAGACUAGAAAAAGUUACUAUUCAGAUGAGGAUGAGGACAGCACAGUAGCAAAACUCUCUGAUUGUGUUGACAAAUGUCAAGAAAAGAUAGGAUUAGUAAGUGGCGAGGAUGAGAUCUAUUUGUGGGGUCUCCCAGUUUUUGGAAAACAGAAGACUGGACCAUCAUUGAUACAUUUUGAGCUUGAAAAUUGCUCGCUUUUGCAAUCUUUUAUGAGCAAUGAGCUCAAUUCAUUAGUUGAUCUUAACAUUGACAAAGGAGAAGUUUUCCUUGAAAGUUUGUUGCUCAAUGGGUGGCUAUUGAAUUUGGUCUAUUCAUGCAGUAGCGUAGAAAAAUCCAUAGCAACAUGGACAUUCAAUUUGAUGUUGUACUCAUCAAAGGAAGUUCUGAGGACUUCAACGGUAGACUUUUGGUGUGAGAUUCUCUCACCUAAAAAGGAGAUUAAAAUCAACUGGUUACCUAAAUAUUCUGAACUACAAAGGGCUCUCCUAAUCUAUGGUUAUCUGUUGGAUUCACCAUCCAAUUCUUCGUGCAAUACGGAAAUGUUCCAUGAAGAUUUCGACUGUUGGGGACCACCCCAAAAUAUCAGAGCUUGGAUCAAAUAUGUAGCUGCUUGUUUUCAAGUAAGGAACACAUAUUCAAUCUUCUCGACUUCGGAAGCAGAAGAGUUGCUGGUUGUGAUUAUCUGUCUCUUCUUAGAUCGACAGCUUCUAGGCCUGUCUGUGAUCUUGUAUGAGUGUAUGCUAUCGGCUAUUAGUUUCUUUACAGAUUGCGAAUGGAAUUGGAGUUGCCAAAGAAUAGCAAAAUCCAUUGCUUGCAGAGUCCCCAGGGAUGUGAACUCCAUCAGAAUUUUGGAGAGCAUUUCAGGAGUAGAUGCACGCAGCAAACAUCUGAGGAGUAUGGUGGCGUUUCAAAUACUACACACUUGUUUUGAUAACCAGGAUACUGAAGGAGAAGAGAUCCUGAGACGGCUUGUCUCGAUAAAUGUGAAAGACAAAAAUUGUGAUCUUUUUAAAAUGUAUGUUUACUUGGUUCUUAUUGAGAACUGGCUGUUAUAUAAUUAUAUGUUGGAAGACAAGCCAGUGAUCUUCGAAUUGUGGAGUGUUCUUCUGAGAAAUUGUUCUUGUCAAAUAACCAGCACAGAUUUAAGGUCGUAUGCAUCAAAGGUCCGUAGCAAGGCUUCUUAUCUGCUACAAGGCACUGGCAACAAAUGAUUGUUGUUAAGUAAGAACUUCGCUAAACUGCUACUUAUCACCAAAUAGUGUGAUUAGUCUGAUAUUGGUUCAUUCAGCUAUUGCCAGGAAAUUCAAUGGGAAAAUCGGUUCAAACCUCAGCUAUUGCCAGGAAAUUCAAUGGGAAAAUCGGUUCAAACCUCAAAAGGAUACCUAGUGAUGGACUUCGAAUCAACCGCUUUUUUUUUUUUUUUUUUGGAGUUAGAGAAGUGAAAUGUUUUUAACAGACCUUGAAGUAUAUGAGAUUAGUUGCUCCAGAUUUUGUGUGGUGUGACUUGCUGCUCAUUCAUUAUAUUACUCUUGUAGUUUUUGAGCUCGGAACUCUUUUAAUAUGCAUGCCCUUUUAUUUUUGGGCCAAAUUUAGAGCAUCCAUGUCUGUUCCUUGGAAUAUUGUUCGCACUAAGGCCAUGUUUGGUUGGGAUAUUGUUCGCACUAAGGCCAUGUUUGGUGUGAGUGAAUGGAAUCAAAUGAAGUUGGAAUGGAAUGUUUUUGUUUCCGUUCUCUUA
Molecule: messenger RNA, 2309 nt
Organism: Cornus florida
Lineage: Eukaryota; Viridiplantae; Streptophyta; Magnoliopsida; Cornales; Cornaceae
Exons: 13
Coding region: 361-1785 (474 amino acids)
Source: RefSeq, a predicted model, not a curated record